AUGAGGUAUAUAAAUAGUGUAAACAUUGUAUAGAAUCUAAAUCUACAAAAACUUUUGAAUAAUCCAACUAUUGAUAACCUCUAGAUUAUAUAUUCCAAAUUAUAGCAGUUAUAAUAUUUUAAUUCCUUUAUUGAAAAGAAUCUUUAAGGAACAUAAAGGGAGAGUCUAUUAUAUGUAUAUAAAAUACCUAUAUUAGUUAUGUGGCAAAUUUAGAAUGGAACAUUUCAAAGGUGGAGAAUUAAUAUUCAAAGAGGGAGACAAGUCAAACGAUAAAUUAUAUAUAAUAUUUAAUGGUAAAGUUGUAUUGAUGAAGGCUAGACCCUAAACUUUUUCAAAUAAUUUGCAAAUUCUAAAAAUUUUGCUGAUAAAAUGAAAGGAAAUAUAGGACAAGGUUAAAC
This is a messenger RNA of Paramecium primaurelia, 398 nucleotides long. The record is from the annotation of a GenBank genome assembly. NCBI's taxonomy places the organism in Eukaryota, Ciliophora, Oligohymenophorea, Peniculida, Parameciidae.